This is a messenger RNA of Lucilia cuprina (Australian sheep blowfly), 768 nucleotides long. Its product is annotated as adenosine 5'-monophosphoramidase HINT3-like. The record is from RefSeq and is a predicted model, not a curated record. Lineage: Eukaryota; Metazoa; Arthropoda; Insecta; Diptera; Calliphoridae. Gene Ontology annotation, molecular function: catalytic activity. The coding region runs from base 102 to 650 and encodes 182 amino acids. The transcript is spliced from 4 exons.
ACAGAAAUAUUUAUUGUACAGAAAAAUUAUAAAAAGAGUUCUUAAAAUAAAAAACAAAAAUCGUUUAAAAGAUUAGAAUAAAAUAAAGAAAAUAGACAGACAUGAAAUCACAACAACUAAAAAGUGUCAAAAUAAGGCAGACGAAGAAAUUCUUGUGUUUAGGUGUAAUUGGUUUGGCUUUAAUCCUACUACUGGUAGUGUAUGCCUCAACUGCUGCCACCAAUGAGAAAGACAUGGCUCCAUGUAUAUUCUGUGAUAUUGUGGCCGGAAAGUCGCCCAAUACCAAAUUGGAAGUAGAAACCGAUGAAUAUGUGAUAUUUAAAGAUAUUAAACCAGCCUCAACUUAUCAUUAUCUCUGUGUAACGAAACGGCAUAUAGAAAGUUUAAAGGUCAUGACCAAAGAAGAUAUACCAUUAGUCAAUCGCAUGGAGGAAGGUUUAAAGGGUUUCUUCAAAUCGCAGGAUAUUGAUUUAAAUGAUGCAUUAUUUGGCUUCCACAUGCCUCCCUUUAUAAGUGUCAAACAUUUGCAUAUGCAUGGUAUAGCACCACGUUCUAAUAUGUCUUGGACUAAUAGUUUUAUGUUUAAACCUUCUUCAUAUUGGUUUAAAACGGUUGAGGACGCUAGACAGUAUUUGCAGAAUAAAUCUUAAAAUUUUGCCACUUCUAUUUAGUGUUUUUUAACUAAAUUUAUAAAAUCAUUGCAAUUUAUUCAAUUAUUGGUUUUAGGUACAAAUUUAUAAUAAAUUAGCCAUAUUUUUUCACUCAUAC